UAGUAGAUUGCAAUCAUGCUUGAAGUUGUAAUCAUGAAAAGUGGGAUUUUCAUCGGGAAAUUGAUAUGCCUUUAUUUACAGCACAAAGGGGGUUCUAAAUUAAAGAUUGCCUUACAAAAACAAGCAAUUCAAAUGGCAACAGUCAGUGCCUCCCACUUCAUAUCGAGAAGCUCCCAUCCUAACUGUGGAGGAGCAUGUGAUAUGGAGCCAAAAUCAUUUGCAAGAAAUGGAGCAUCCCUGAAGAGCCAAGCCAUGUCUUUCCAGGGGUUAAGGUCUCUGAAUAAAGUGGAUCUGUUAAGCAUGCGAGCCAAUGCAAGAGCAGUGUCCAGACAAGCUCGGAGGAAGGGGUUGAAUCAUGAGAAUGCCAGACCAUGGGGAGUCAUCAUAUGUGGAAGUGGAAUGAACAUUAUCUUUGUAGGGACAGAGGUAGCUCCAUGGAGCAAAACUGGGGGACUUGGUGAUGUUCUUGGAGGACUGCCCCCAGCCAUGGCGGCCAAUGGACAUCGGGUCAUGACAAUCUCUCCACGGUACGAUCAGUACAAAGACGCAUGGGAUUCCGGUGUUUUGGUUGAGUUACCAAUUGGAGAUAAAAUUCAAACCGUGCGCUUCUUCCACUGCUAUAAAAGGGGAGUUGACCGUGUUUUUGUUGAUCACCCAAUUUUCCUAGAGAAGGUGUGGGGAAAAACUGGUGGAAAAAUCUAUGGUCCUAAGACUGGAGACGAUUACCUAGACAACCAGCUAAGGUUCAGCUUGUUGUGCCGGGCGGCUCUGGAAGCCCCAAGGGUUCUGAAUCUGGAGAGCAGUGAAUUUUUCUCUGGACCAUAUGGCGAAGAUGUUGUGUUCGUUGCUAAUGACUGGCACACUGCUCUGCUUCCUUGCUACUUGAAAAGUGUUUACCAGCCUAAUGGUAUUUACGAGAGUGCCAAGGUGGUAUUCUGCAUCCACAACAUUGCCUACCAAGGCAGAUUUUCCUUUGCAGACUAUGCACUUCUCAAUCUCCCAAAUCAAUUCAAAAGCUCUUUUGAUUUUAUCGAUGGGUAUGCCAAGCCUGUGAAAGGAAGGAAAAUUAACUGGAUGAAGGCUGGAAUAUUAGAAUCAAACAAGGUCUUGACUGUGAGCCCGCAUUAUGCUGAAGAAGUUGUUUCAGGUGAAGACAGAGGUGUGGAAUUGGAUUCCUUCCUUCGCAAGACUGGCAUUAAGGGAAUCGUGAAUGGUAUGGAUGUUCAAGAGUGGAAUCCAGCAACCGAUAAAUACAUCAACGUCAAAUAUGAUGCUACAACUGUGUUGGAUGCAAAGCCUGUUAUCAAAGAAGCCCUGCAAGCGGAAGUUGGGUUGCCUGUGGAUCGAAAUAUUCCCCUCAUUGGCUUCAUCGGGAGACUCGAAGAGCAGAAAGGUUCGGAUAUUCUUGCAGCGGCCAUUUCUGGAUUCACUGAAGAUGAUGUUCAGAUAGUUGUUCUUGGAACUGGCAAGAAGCCAAUGGAGAAGCAGCUCGAAGAGCUAGAGGUACUAUACCCGGACAAAGCUCGUGGAGUGGCGAAAUUCAAUGUUCCCCUGGCCCAUUUGAUAACAGCUGGAGCUGAUUUUAUGAUUGUCCCCAGUCGAUUUGAACCCUGUGGUCUUAUUCAGUUACAUGCCAUGCGCUAUGGAACGGUUCCUAUUGUUGCCUCGACUGGCGGACUGGUUGACACUGUCAAAGAAGGUUUCACAGGUUUCCAUAUGGGAACCUUCAGUGUUGAAUGUGAAGAUGUCGAUCCUGCUGAUGUGGCUGCAGUUGUCAAGACUGUCAAGCGGGCCUGUGCCGUCUACAGCACGCCUGCUUUUGCAGAGAUGAUCAAUAACUGUAUGGCUCAAGACCUUUCCUGGAAGGGACCCGCAAAGGAGUGGGAGGAGGUGCUUUUGGGUCUGGAAGUUGAAGGCAGCGAGGCCGGAAUUGAUGGGGAGGAAAUCGCUCCGCUCGCUAAGGAAAACGUGGCAACUCCUUGAAGCCUUGAGCAAUUGAGUCUGCUUUUCCUAGUUUCCUUAAAUAAGCUGACAUCCUGUAGUGACUAACCUAAACUUGACACAACUAACUGUAGCUCAACCAUGUUGGCGGGUUCUUUUUCACUUACUAGACUGUACUCUGCACUAAUGCAAGUUUCAUGUGCAUGGAAGACCAACGGUCCGUUCACUUGUCGGCAAGCAUUGUGUAUUGUGCUGAGAAGCGUAUAUAGCAAAUAAGUUACUAUUUCAAGUAA
Magnolia sinica is the source of this 2234-nucleotide messenger RNA. Its product is annotated as granule-bound starch synthase 1, chloroplastic/amyloplastic-like. Gene Ontology annotation, molecular function: alpha-1,4-glucan glucosyltransferase (UDP-glucose donor) activity. The coding region runs from base 16 to 1983 and encodes 655 amino acids. The transcript is spliced from 14 exons. The record is from RefSeq and is a predicted model, not a curated record. NCBI's taxonomy places the organism in Eukaryota, Viridiplantae, Streptophyta, Magnoliopsida, Magnoliales, Magnoliaceae.